Molecule: messenger RNA, 3660 nt
Organism: Triticum turgidum subsp. durum (durum wheat)
Lineage: Eukaryota; Viridiplantae; Streptophyta; Magnoliopsida; Poales; Poaceae
Source: the annotation of a GenBank genome assembly
AUGUAUAUAAAGAAGGUUAUAAUCGAAGGGUUUAAAAGCUACAGGGAGGAGACCUCGACAGAACCUUUCAGCCCCAAAGUUAACGUAGUCGUUGGUGCAAAUGGAUCUGGCAAAUCAAAUUUUUUCCAUGCUAUACGCUUUGUCCUGAGUGACAUGUUUCAGAACCUGCGCAGUGAGGACAGGGGAGCUCUUCUCCAUGAAGGUGCUGGACACUCAGUCGUAUCUGCUUUUGUCGAGAUAAUUUUUGAUAAUUCAGACAACCGUAUUCCAGUUGAUAAAGAAGAGGUACGCUUGCGAAGGACAGUUGCUUCAAAGAAGGAUGAAUACUACUUGGAUGGAAAACAUGUCAGUAAAACUGAAGUCAUGAAUCUGCUGGAGAGCGCUGGUUUCUCUCGAUCUAAUCCAUACUAUGUUGUACAGCAAGGAAAGAUUGCAUCCCUUACUCUAAUGAAAGAUUCUGAACGACUGGAUCUUCUCAAAGAGAUUGGUGGUACGCGUGUUUAUGAAGAUAGACGUCGGGAGAGCUUGAAAAUAAUGCAAGAAACAGCCAAUAAAAGGAAGCAGAUUGAUCAAGUUGUCCGCUACCUGGAGGAGAGACUGAGAGAACUUGAUGAAGAGAAGGAGGAACUAAAGAAGUACCAGCAGCUGGACAAACAGAGAAGAUCACUUGAAUAUACUAUACUGGACCAUGAACUAAAUGAUGCUAGAAAUGAAUUAGCUUCGAUGGAUGAUAAUCGAAGACAAAUUUCUGAAAGGAUGUCUCAAGCGGACAAUGAAGUGGUAGAGUUACGUGAGAGGGUCAAAAGUUUGGAGAAAGAAAUAAAAGCCUCUACUAAAGGGAUAAAUGAAACCAAGUCUGAAAAGGACGAUGCAGAGAAGAAGCGUACUGAAGCACUAAAGGUAGUUUCUCAGAUUGAACUUGAUCUGAGAGAUUUAAAAGACAGAAUUUCAAGUGGAAAACGAGCAAAGGAUGAAGCCGUAAGGGAGUUAAAUAGUAUGAGGAAAGAAAGUGAAAAGUCAAAGUCUGAAUUGGCUCAAAUUAGUAAGGUGCAUGCGGCCAAAUUGAAGGAAGAGGAAGAUAUAUCAAAAAGUAUAAUGGACCGCGAGAAGCGGCUGAGUAUAUUGUACCAAAAGCAGGGGAGGGCAACUCAAUUUAAGAAUGAGGCUGCCAGAGAUGAGUGGCUUCGGAAAGAAAUUCAUGAUCUUGAGCGUGUACUUUUAUCAAAUAGAAAGCAGGAAAGCUUACUUCAAGAUGAAAGUCAGAAGCUUAAAGACGAAAUUAAUAAGUUGACAAACCACAUUGAAUCUCGGAGAAGUGAAUCAAGCAAGUUAGAGGCUGUUCUUGCAGACAAGCAAAAGAAUCACAAUGACUUCACGAAGCAGAAAAAUGCACUUCAAGAUGAAAGGAAAUCAUUUUGGAAGGAGGAAACUAGUGUGACAGCUGAAAUCGAUAGGCUAAAGGAAGAUCUUGUGAAGGCACAGAAGAGUUUGGACCAUGCAACACCUGGGGAUAUCAGGAGAGGCCUGAAUUCUGUUAGCCGAAUCAUCAGGGACCAUGGUAUUGGAGGAGUUUUUGGUCCAGUGUUAGAACUGGUUGACUGCGAAGAGAAGUUUUUUACAGCUGUUGAGGUCACUGCUGGGAAUAGCUUGUUCCAUGUGGUGGUUGAAAAUGACGAUAUAUCGACAAGGAUAAUUCAGGUAUUGACUCGAGAAAAAGGUGGACGGGUGACUUUCAUACCACUGAAUAGAGUGCACGCUCCGAAUGUCAAUGUUCCACAGAGCUCUGAUUUUGUUCCAUUGUUAAAGAAGUUAAAGUUUCGUGCUGAGCAUCGUCGCGCUUUUGAACAGCUUCCAAUUGGAUGCCAUGUUGGAGACAUUAAAAAUAUAAAUAAGGUUUUUGGUAGGACAGUUAUAUGCCGAGACCUGGAAACUGCGACCAGAGUUGCACGCAGCAAUAGUCUAGAUUGCAUCACACUUGAUGGUGAUCAAGUAGCCAAAAAGGGUGGCAUGACAGGAGGUUUCUAUGAUUCUAGACGCUCAAGACUGAAGUUUGUAAAAGUAAUCAGGGACAACAAAGCAGAAAUUGAAAAAAAGACGGCACAUCUAGAGAACGUGGGAAAAAAGUUAAAAGAUAUAGAUAAGAAAAUUACGGAUUUGAUUACCAAACAUCAGCAAAUGGACGCUGAACGUGAUCAUGCCAAGUCAGAGUUGGAACAGUUUAAAGUUGAUAUUGCCAGUGCAACGAAGCAAAAGGGAUCACUGGAGAAAGCCCUUGCAAAGAAGGAAAAAUCACUCGCGAACAUCCGCAACCAAAUUGAGCAAAUCCAAUCUGGCAUUGCAAUGAAAAAUGAUGAGAUGGGCACAGAACUGAUUGACCAGCUAACUUUAGAAGAAAGAGAUCUCCUUUCGCGACUGAAUCCUGAAAUUACUAGAUUGAAGGAGAAGUUCCUCUCGUGUAAAAACAGUCGCAUUGAGAUUGAAACAAGAAAGGAAGAACUGGAGAACAAUUUGUCAACUAAUCUUAUGAGGCGUCAGAAAGAGUUGGAAGCAAUAAUUUCAUCUGCAGAUUCUAAAAUCUUGCCUGUUGAAGUCGAAGCAAAAGAGCAAGAAUUGAAAGAGUCUAAGAGGACUCUUGAUGAGGCGACAACAGUACUGAAAGCUAAUGUCGAUGCUAUUAAUGCCCAUACAAGACAGAUGGAGCAACUGAAAAAACAAAGGGAUGAUCUGAAGGCUCUUGAAGCUAAUUUGGAGCAGACGGUGCAAGAUGGUGCGAAAGAUUUGGAACAGUUGAUGAGCAGUAGGAGCACGUAUCUUGUCAAGCAAGAUGAGUGUAUGAAGAAAAUCCGAGAUCUGGGCUCAUUGCCUGCCGAUGCUUUCGAAACGUACAAGAGAAAAAACAAGAAGCAGCUACAGAAGCUGCUCUAUGACUGCAAUGAGCAGUUGAAGCAAUUUAGUCAUGUCAACCAAAAGGCUCUUGACCAGUAUGUGAACUUCACUGAACAGCGUGAACAACUGCAGAGAAGACGGGCUGAACUUGAUGCUGGUGACGAGAAAAUUAGAGAGUUGAUAUCAGUUUUAGACCAAAGGAAGGAUGAAUCAAUUGAACGCACAUUUAAAGGAGUUGCAAGGCACUUCCGCGAAGUGUUCUCUGAAUUAGUGCAAGGUGGUCACGGAUACCUGGUUAUGAUGAAGAAAAAGGAUGGUGAUGCUGCCGAUGAUGACAUGGAUGAGGACGCGCCUCGUGAAGCAGAUCCUGAAGGGAGGAUAGAGAAGUAUAUUGGUGUGAAAGUCAAGGUUUCCUUCACUGGCAAGGGAGAAACUCAGUCCAUGAAGCAGUUGUCUGGAGGGCAGAAGACAGUGGUGGCAUUAACACUGAUCUUCGCUAUCCAACGAUGUGACCCAGCUCCGUUCUACCUGUUUGAUGAGAUUGAUGCUGCUCUGGAUCCUCAGUACAGAACGGCUGUCGGGAGCGUGGUUCGGCGUCUGGCCGACCUGGCGGACACCCAGUUCAUAGCCACCACAUUCAGGCCGGAGAUCCUGAAGGUCGCGGACAAGAUCUACGGCGUGACACACAAGAACAGGGUGAGCUUCAUCAACGUGGUGUCCAAGGAGCAGGCCAUGGACUUCAUUGAGCACGACCAGACGGCCAACGCCAGCUGA